Chaetura pelagica (chimney swift) is the source of this 972-nucleotide messenger RNA. It is a transcript of the gene SUCNR1, whose product is annotated as succinate receptor 1. NCBI's taxonomy places the organism in Eukaryota, Metazoa, Chordata, Aves, Apodiformes, Apodidae. The record is from RefSeq and is a predicted model, not a curated record. Gene Ontology annotation, cellular component: plasma membrane. The transcript has a single exon. Gene Ontology annotation, biological process: G protein-coupled receptor signaling pathway. Gene Ontology annotation, molecular function: G protein-coupled receptor activity. Bases 1 to 972 code for a protein of 323 amino acids.
AUGAACAGAGCCCUGGAAAAGUAUUAUCUUUCCACCAUGUACAGCCUUGAGUUCAUCAUAGGCUGCCCUGGAAACAUCAUUGCUGCAUUUGGCUAUAUUUUCUGCCUGAAAAAAUGGAAAAGUUGCAACAUCUACUUGUUCAAUUUAACAUUGUCAGAUCUGUUAUUUCUGUGUACUCUUCCAAUACUGGUGAACAGCUACUCCAGAGAUGAGGAGGUAACAGAGAUCAGCCUGUGCCACAGCAACAGGUUCCUGCUGCACGCGAACCUGUACAGCAGCAUCCUCUUCCUCACCGCUAUCAGCAUUGACCGCUACAUGCUCAUCAAAUAUCCCUUCAGGGAACACUUCCUACAGAAGACAAAAACAGCCCUUAUCGUGUCUGUCAUCCUGUGGGUCGGGGUGAUACUGGAGCUGCUGCCACUGGUCAGUUUCCUGGAGUCCCCUGACAGCAUCCCCAGCUGCCGUGACUACGCAAGCUCCGGAAACCCCGAGAAAAACCUCAUCUAUAGCCUGUUUCUGACCGUCUUCGGGUUCCUCGUCCCUCUGGUGGUCAUGUGCUGCUUCUACGUGAAGAUUAUUCUUUUCCUCACCAACAGGAGGGAGCAGCUCAGCUCCCCCCUGACGCUGGAGAAACCCCUCACGCUGGUGGUGAUCACCAUGGUUAUCUUCUCCCUGCUCUUCACUCCCUACCACGUCAUGCGCAACGUCCGCCUCGCCUCCCGCAUCCCGGCCCUCAACGUGUCCGUGUGCACCAAGGAUGUCAUCAACACCAUCUACAUCCUCACCCGGCCCAUCGCCUUCCUGAACAGCGCCAUUAACCCCGUGUUCUACUUCCUGAUGGGUGACCACUUCAGAGAGCUGCUGGUGGCAAAAAUACGGGGUCUCUUUGGCCGGCUGACAACAACCAGCAGCCAGGCUGUGAAUCAGGAGGCCUCUCCGAGCGGGAGGCAGAGCCGGGAGGAGCGAUCCUAG